GGGUAUAAGGCCUUUAUGGGGGAUUCACUCUCUUACCUCUCACUUAAGAGAGGUGGUCGCAACCGGAAGUUCUACUGUAUGACUAUACUCUUAGAGUUACUCGAGGCGGAGCAAACUUCUCAAGUUACAUCUAUGAUUGGAUAGGGAUGAAAAAAUUCUUUAAAAUGGCGUCCAUUCCUAGAUCAAGUGAAUCCACUCGCUCUAGCCUUUACGUUUGGGAGAUAUUAGGGCACUUUUUCCUUGGCCUAUAAUAUUUUACACGGUGGAAAAAUCUGGCUGAUUUCUCUCGAAGCUGAAUAUCACUAGAGCCUCAACAGCAAAUUUUGGGGAAGUCAGUGCGAAUCGCAUGCGCACGUGACAGCUCUGCGGUUGUAGCAGAAGCUAGACAAAGAUUACGUAAAAUAAUCAAGGCGCACAAAGAAAGUAACUUGUUUUUUACCUAUCAUUGUAACCUACCCUUCAACCUCGUUUAACUUCACAGCGCGAAGUUAUGUACAUCAGUGUUAUAUCAGCAUCAGCAUCAGUAACAACGACAACAACAUUUAUUUGCUGAAAAAAACCCAAAAAAUUUACGAAUGACUACUGUAGUCAGUGAAACGAAUAUUAUAUAGAGCAACCACAAAAGCUUCACAUUAUUUACAACGUUUCUCGUGAAAAUUUGGCUUGACCUUACCAUAACCAUUCAAUUCUAAAAUUUGUCAUUAACUUGUUACUCCUUUUCAGCGGGCAAAAAAACCCCAACGCCAACAACAGCGGUAGAAACAACGACAACAUCAAGACAAGCAUGCUCCAAUGGGUUGCUAACCUUAUUUUGUGAAGGUAUCACUGACGUAAAUGCAGUCCAUAAAGUUCAGUGGAAAAUUAAAUUUCCUAACGUUGGUUGGAACGAGUUCGCCUACUGUAACAAAUACGACAUGGACUGUAUCGUAACGAGACCAGUGCUGCCAGAAGGAAUCAAAGUGCUGAAAGUUUCUAAUCGCUCUGUGAGCCUACAAAGAGUAGCAAAGAACAACACAAACGGUUAUGCCCGGACAAUGUGCCAAGUUCUCUACUCGGACAACUCCCUGACUUCGCAUGUCUACAAGAUCAACUUUACCGCAAAAUGUGUGCGUAUUCAUGAACGCCGUGAUCUUAAUUUAACAAAGAUCCUACAGAGCAUUGCACCAUGCGAACGUGUAGUCGAUACUGAGUGGCAUAGCAUUAAUGGAAGCAAGUUUGCGCACUGCAACACUUGCCAGGAUUGCAAGAAAAUAUCUGAAGUCAACCGAGAGCAGGUUUUUUGGAACCGAUUACAAGUUGCCAGAGGCUCAUUAGUGUUGACUGCAAUUCAGGAGAACGACGACGGGCGCACGAUUAGAGUGAAAGUUCACAUUAAAGCGUCUGGAAAGUCUCUUGGAAGGGACGUUGAAGCAAAUAUGGUAUCAGUGCAUAUGUACACAAUUUGGAUAUUUGUGAAUACAUCUCGUCCUCCAGGUAAUUAAUUACUGUGAUCGGGUCUGUAGUUUAAAGACUUAAGUGGCUUCCUAGAGUAUUUAAGUACGAACAUCCUCCCUAUAGAGCGCGAGUUAGAAAAAGAAACUUAGUUAAUUUCUCUUAAAGUUUUCUCUGUGGAGAUUUACCAGUAUGGGUACUGUUAAAAUAAGGCUUAUGUUUUGGUUGUCCUAUUUUUGAAUUAAGGCCGUUGCCAUGGCAGCAUCUCAUCUAAUGACAGGCAGAUAUAUUCCUCAUUUUGGCCUAAACUCC
Messenger RNA from Orbicella faveolata, 1743 nucleotides. RefSeq lists its product as uncharacterized. NCBI's taxonomy places the organism in Eukaryota, Metazoa, Cnidaria, Anthozoa, Scleractinia, Merulinidae. Gene Ontology annotation, biological process: positive regulation of canonical NF-kappaB signal transduction; positive regulation of JNK cascade. The record is from RefSeq and is a predicted model, not a curated record. Gene Ontology annotation, molecular function: signaling receptor activity; protein binding.